This is a messenger RNA of Penicillium atrosanguineum, 1053 nucleotides long. RefSeq lists its product as uncharacterized. The transcript has 6 exons. Lineage: Eukaryota; Fungi; Ascomycota; Eurotiomycetes; Eurotiales; Aspergillaceae. The record is from RefSeq and is a predicted model, not a curated record. The annotation marks the transcript as partial.
AUGGGCUGGGUGUAUAAUGCCACUCCCCCAGUGGAGGCUGCGUCUGAAUAUCAGCUCAUUCUGGGCGUAUGCCUCAGCUUGACCGGGCUGAUGGUCAUUACUGUAUGUCUACGGUUAUUCCUGCGCGCUAAAGCGAGUCGAUUAGGAGCGGCAGACUAUGUGAUGGUGGUGAGCAUGAUCCUGAGUAUCGUGUAUAGUGCCUUGUGUAUUUCUCAAAGCAGAUACGGCCUUGGCCUGCCCCUCAAGCUUCGCCCCCAGAAGAAUUUAUCGACAUAUACAAGACUCAACUAUGCAGGCCGUCCAUUCUACCAACUUGGCAUCGCUGGAUUCAAGGCCUCUCUCUGUCUCAGCUAUCUACGUCUACUAUCCGGCACCUCCAAGACCAUUUACCGCAUUGUGAUUUGGGUGGUCAUUGCCAUCUCGACAGUCGGUCACAUCGUGGGAACUCUCAUAUUGCUUUUAGAUUGUUCGCCCGUCCAGAGAGCAUGGAAUACCACUUUGCAGGGCACCUGUCUUCCAGUCGGCGCAACGUUCUAUGGCCUCGCUAUAUUUACCAUCAUCUGCGACGUGAUGAUUAUCUUCUUGCCGAUACCGUUGCUUCUACAAUUGAAUAUUAAGCCCGCACAGAAAGCGGGCGUCGUGUGUCUUUUCCUCCUGGGACUGUUCACGACCAUCUGCUCGAUCUUGCGAUUGUCUCAAAUUCACCGUGUGGCCUUUGGAGACGGAAACUCCACGAUGCUAGUGCUCUGGGGCACUAUUGAAUUUAAUGUCGGAAACAUCGUCACCUGCGUUCCAUAUCUCGCUCCUCUCUUGAAGGGUUAUGUGCGUGACUUUGGAUCGACUAGUGGCCGAAAAUACUAUGAUAGCCGGGGCCGAAGCUACGUGAUGGAAAACUGGUCCAAGGAGCGAUCUCAUCUGCAAUCGAAUGCAUCUGGCCCCCAACCCCUGAAACGGUCACCGAGCGAGGAACUAAUUCUGGCGACUCGGGAGCCAUCCCAGGGGAGGAUUGAGAUGACUGUGGAGUACCGUGUUUCAUUAGAAGGGCCGAGUAGG